AUGGUUGAAUUCCAGGGAGAAAUAGACCCCAUAAGUAAAAGUGAAGAUGAAGCAGAAGAUAUCAACUACGAUGAGCUCAAGAAGCGCAUGUGGAAGGAUCGGAUGCACUUGCAAAAGCUCAAGGAUAAGCUUAAUGGAGAGCCAGAGUCAUUGGCAAAACAAGAAGAUGCAUCUCAUCGGAAAAAGAUGUCAAGGGCAUAAGAUGCUAUCCUCAAGUACAUGGUGAAGAUCAUGGAAGUUUGUAAAGCACAAGGUUUCGUCUAUGGUAUAGUCACAGAGAAAGGAAAGCCUGUCACUGGCUCAUCUGAUAGUUUACGCCAUUGGUGGAAAGAAAAAGUUAGAUUUGAUCAAGAUGCUCCUCUUGCCAUUGCUGAUUUCUUGCCAGUUUUGGACCAAGAAAGUCAUGAAUUAGACCCAAGUUCUUAUAUGCAUAUGCUUCAUGACUUGCAAGAUAUUACUUUGGGGUCUCUUCUAUCUGCUCUAAUGCAACAUUGUAUCCCUCCCCAAAGAAAGUUUCCACUAGAGAGGGGUCUACUACCUCCUUGGUGGCCCACAGGGGAAGAGCUUUGGUGGGGUUAAGAAGGAAUCUCUCAGGAACAUGGUCCACCUCCUUAUAGGCCCCAUGACCUUAAAAAGGCUUGGAAAGUUAAUGUUUUGGUUGCAGUGAUCAAGCACAUGUCUCAUAAUUUGGAUAGAAUGAGAAGGCUUGUUAAACAGUCUAAGAGUUUGCAAGAUAAGAUGACAUCUAAAGAGACUUCAACUUGGUCUAAGGUGGGGAACCAAGAAGAAGCCCUUCUACAACAUACUGAGAAAUGCCUCAAGAUUGAAGAUGAUCAAAAUGUAAAUGUGAAGGAAGGAGGAUCUAGUACUAGUAGUACUGUAUGUAGCAGUGAGAAAAGGAAGUGUGUGUUUGAUGAACAGGCCUCCAUGGACACAUUGUAUGCUUGCCAAAAUCAGUGUCCACAGAGUGACAUAAGUUUGGGCUUUGUGGACAAGAACUUGAGGAUGGACCAUGAAUAUCAAUGUGUUUAUGCCACAAAGGAAGUCAAUUAUGACCAAGGAAACAUCCUCUCCUAUGAUCCUCUUCCUCUCUCCUUUGAAACACAUUGGCCAAUUUUACCUGACUGGAUGACUAUGGAGCUAGUAAAGGCUAAUCAGAACAAUGAUGCAAGUAUAGAGGGAGUUGGUGAUCAGGCCUUAGGAAGUUCAAUGGUAGAUUAUGCAAGCAACUGGGGAGCGGGAUUGAAGAUGUGGCUCUAA
This is a messenger RNA of Quercus lobata, 1260 nucleotides long. Its product is annotated as Ethylene insensitive 3 family protein. Gene Ontology annotation, cellular component: nucleus. The record is from RefSeq and is a predicted model, not a curated record. Gene Ontology annotation, molecular function: DNA binding; DNA-binding transcription factor activity. Lineage: Eukaryota; Viridiplantae; Streptophyta; Magnoliopsida; Fagales; Fagaceae.